Molecule: messenger RNA, 1416 nt
Organism: Cydia strobilella
Lineage: Eukaryota; Metazoa; Arthropoda; Insecta; Lepidoptera; Tortricidae
Gene: crok
Exons: 3
Coding region: 98-547 (149 amino acids)
Biological process (GO): regulation of synaptic transmission, cholinergic; positive regulation of voltage-gated potassium channel activity; sleep
Source: RefSeq, a predicted model, not a curated record
GUCAAACUGAAGACGAAAAAAGUCAACUUAAUCAAAUCUGCCUGAAAUUUACAUUUUGUUAAUUCGUGUAUGAAAUCAUUAUAGAUAUAGGAGAAAAAUGACUGAGUUUUUUAAGAUUAUGGUCUGUCUGACUAUCAUCUUCGCCUUGGCGCCAUACGCGUCUGCAAUAAAAUGUUGGAAUUGUCGAUCAAACAAUGAUCCCAAGUGUGCUGACCCUUUCGACAACAGUACCGUACCCAUAACGGAUUGCGUCCAAGAAAAAGGACUGCCUCAUUUGCCGGGCGUGAGGCCGACAAUGUGCCGAAAAAUUAGACAAAAAGUAAAUGGAGAAUGGCGCUACUUCAGAGACUGCGCAUAUCUUGGUGAAGUGGGCAUCCAAGGGGACGAGAGAUUCUGCCUGAUGAGAACUGGUACUUACAACAUAUUCUUAGAGUACUGCACAUGUAACAGCAAGGAUGGUUGUAACGCGUCAUACAUGAUCACACCGACACCUUUAAUGCUGCUGCUACUGGUUGGCUUCAGCUGCUUAUUGAAGUUAUUUUCCUAGUAGAAAAUACCACUUUGACAUUAACCUUGACAGUUUGAAUCUACAAAAACAUCACUUCCAUAGUAAUAUCCAAAAGUUGGUUGUGGAUAAUUAAUCAGAAUUCUUCAAUUGAUUACCUUAGUGUAACUUUUUUUGGUGGGGUUCUAUUGACCCUUACCCUAGUGAACAUAUCAAAAUUAUGACUCAUGUUUCAGACCAUAGAAAUAUGUAUGUAAUAUAGAUAGUUGGUUUCGCCUUUUUUGUGGUUUAGAAAUAGCAAAAUAGAGACCAAGAUAAAGACUAGAUUAUUCAAUAAGUGAAAUAUUGCUUUUUUUCGAAAUUGAUGCCCCAUCACAAAGUCUCUAUUAUUAUCAGUAAAACUUGACUAUUUUUUUGUACCUUUUAAGCUUUAGAUAGACUACAAUUUUAUAUAAAAACUGUAGCUAGAACAAACCUCUGGUUGUGUGAUUAGCACACAUUAAAAAAGUUACUUAAUUUGGUAAAAACCAUAUUUGACUGAAGAAUGACCCAAUACACAAUUGUGCCUUAGCACAUAUAAUGUACAUGUAGUGCCUUCCAGACUAGACUUGUUGUGAAUCUCAUAUUUCCGUACAAACUUUAGAAUGAGUAAAAUAUUAUUAUUAUGUAUGUAUUCAGAAUUUGAUCUUAUAAUUAUGAUUCUUUUUAUCUAUGUCUGAAAUAUAUUUAUGUUUUAGUAUCGAUUAUAAUACUAAUGUUUUGUGACUUCAUUUGUGAAGAAAUGCAUUUAAAAAUUGUAUAUCUAUAAGCAGAUAAUCUGUGGCAAUAAGACUGCACUCCGUCCAUUGCUUUUUAUAUUUAGUGACUGUAGUUAUACUUAAGGUGUAAAAAUAAACUUUUUUACGAAAUUA